AUGAGUGAAGAUUCUCAUGAUGGCAGCAGCGAAAACUCGACAUACAAACCAAUCAUUGUAGCAUCUUCUAUCGGUUUACUCAUUGCUGCCUCGGUGCAUUAUGGCUUCAAAAGAAGAAGAUACCAAAUUGUCCCAUGUAUACGACUUUCAGACACUGGGCAACCGUUAAAACUUGAGAGAUUUCCUCAGUAUGUUGCUAGACAAAUGGGGUUCUCUGAUAGUAAAGAGUGUCCACAUUUGUUUAAGUUCGCGACGGAAUAUAUCAUGAAAGCCGAGGGGUAUGAGGAAGAGAUGUAUAUGUUUUUUGCUGAAGAGCCGAACGCAGAUUCGUUGUUCAUAAAGCUUGUGGAGGAGUUUGAGAGAUGCAUUCUUAGUUACUUUGCAUUUCAUUGGAGCAAUGCUCAUUUCAUGAUUAGUCAGGUAUUGGCUGGCUCUGAUCUUCAAGAGCCAAAAAAGAAGCUCAAGGACAUAGUCAUGCAAGCCACCAGGGAGCAAAGAUUCGAGAGGGUGACAAAGAAUCUGAAAGUGGCACGAGUGUUUACAACGUUGGUGGAGGAAAUGAAAGCCAUAGGCCUUUCGACUGCUGAUGACUCAGAGUGUACUGAUGUUAUGGUUCCAAUGGCACACAAAGAUAGAAGCCCAGUCCUCCUCUUCAUGGGUGGUGGCAUGGGAGCUGGAAAAAGCACAGCUCUUAAGGACAUUCUUAAAGAACCAUUUUGGGCGGGGGCAUCAGCAAAUGCAGUUGUCAUAGAGGCAGAUGCCUUCAAAGAGUCCGAUGUUAUUUAUAGAGCUCUUAGCUCCAGAGGCCACCAUGACAUGCUUCAAACCGCUGAACUGGUGCAUCAAUCGUCAACUGAUGCAGCAUCAUCCCUUCUUGUGACAGCAUUAAAUGAAGGGAGAGAUGUGAUUAUGGAUGGAACACUCUCUUGGGUUCCCUUUGUUGUGCAGACAAUAACAAUGGCAAGAAAUGUCCACCGUAAGCGUUAUCGCAUGGGACCUGGAUAUAAAGUGAAUGACGAUGGAAGUGUCACUGAGAACUACUGGGAACAGCUUGAAGAAGAAAGUGAACUAUUAGAUGGCCAUACCCGAAGAAGACCAUACAGGAUAGAAUUAGUUGGGGUUGUUUGUGAUGCCUAUUUAGCUGUUAUUAGAGGCAUAAGGAGAGCAAUCAUGUGUAGAAGGGCGGUAAGGGUGAGGUCACAGUUAACGUCACACAAGAGAUUCGCCAAGGCAUUUAUGACAUAUUGCCAACUAGUAGACAGUGCAAGGCUAUACCUAACCAAUGAUCUGGAUGGGCCACCAAAGAUGAUAGGAUGGAAAGAGAAAGAAAGGACAUUGUUGGUUGAUCCAGAUGAGAUAUCAUGCUUAAAGAUGGUUGAAAGAUUGAAUGAGAAAGCAGACUCCAUAUUUGAACUAUAUUGUAGUCCGAAUCCUGCACAUAAAAGAGGCUCAGUUUGGCACGACAUUGUAAUGUCACCUUCGAGAUUGAAAAUCCAGAAAGAGCUAAAGUAUGCAAUUCAGAAAAUCGAAAGGAAGAGAGGAUAAUGCAAUAGUGGACAGAUGAUGACAUGAUGUGAUGCUACCAACUAAAGUUUUGUAUUGCUACAU
Messenger RNA from Erigeron canadensis, 1608 nucleotides. Its product is annotated as calmodulin calcium-dependent NAD kinase. Gene Ontology annotation, molecular function: kinase activity; ATP binding. The record is from RefSeq and is a predicted model, not a curated record. NCBI's taxonomy places the organism in Eukaryota, Viridiplantae, Streptophyta, Magnoliopsida, Asterales, Asteraceae. The transcript is spliced from 9 exons. Bases 1 to 1545 code for a protein of 514 amino acids.